CAUGGACCCGAGAAGGUAGCUUGGGGGGGCCGACACUACCUUUCAUCCUCACUCUUUGUGACAGUCACAUCCUUCCUUCAUUGGGGAAGUUUCACGUCUAGCCAGAGAGGAGUUUGUCUUCAGGAAAGCGUAAUUAGGGUUUUGCAGCAUGAAGAAGCGUCAACAGGCGCCGAGAAGGUGCGAGCAGCCACUAAGAAGUAAUGGUAGUUCAUCUUGUGCCAGGCGGGGUGUCAGGUAUGGAGAGUGCCAGAAGAAUCAUGCGGCCAACAUCGGAGGAUUUGCCGUGGAUGGGUGUAGGGAAUUUAUGGCGAGUGGGGAGGAGGGAACAAACGGAGCACUAAAGUGUGCUGCCUGUGGCUGCCACAGGAACUUCCAUAGGAGAGAGUUGGAGAGCGAUGAGUCGUCGGAGUGUACUUCCCCUAGUUUUACAGGGAAGUAAUGAGGUUUACUUGUGCUUUGCUUUUGUUUAUGGAUAUUCUUUUGGUAUUUCUGGAAUUUGUGUGGUUGAAGUCU
Magnolia sinica is the source of this 513-nucleotide messenger RNA. RefSeq names its product mini zinc finger protein 2-like. Gene Ontology annotation, biological process: regulation of DNA-templated transcription; regulation of developmental process. The record is from RefSeq and is a predicted model, not a curated record. Lineage: Eukaryota; Viridiplantae; Streptophyta; Magnoliopsida; Magnoliales; Magnoliaceae. Gene Ontology annotation, cellular component: nucleus. The coding region runs from base 149 to 439 and encodes 96 amino acids. Gene Ontology annotation, molecular function: DNA-binding transcription factor activity; transcription cis-regulatory region binding. The transcript has a single exon.